ACACCAUAUAUAGCAACGGAACUAUGCAACCGAAUACCGGUCCUCAAUUAUCUCAGGCGCACAACCCUGAACCAGAUGUGGACUAUGGCGAUUGUGUCCAGGACGAAGGUGUGCCCGACGAGGAGAUUCUGGGUAGUGAUGAUGACGAGCAAGAGGAUCCAAGAGAUUAUUGCAAAGGUGGUUAUCAUCCGGUAAAAAUCGGCCAAGUGUACAACGGUCGGUACCAUGUUGUACGUAAACUCGGUUGGGGCCAUUUCUCCACCGUAUGGCUUUGUUGGGAUUUAAAUAUCAAGAGGUUUGUGGCAAUGAAGGUGGUGAAAAGUGCCUUGCACUACACAGAGACAGCCAUCGAUGAGAUUAAAUUGUUAACAUGCGUUCGUGAAUCAGCUCCGGAAGAUCCUUUCAGAGAUAAGACAGUGCAACUACUGGAUGAUUUCCGCGUGUCUGGAGUGAACGGACAACAUGUCUGCAUGGUGUUUGAGGUACUUGGUCACAACCUACUGAAAUUAAUAAUAAGAUCUUCCUACCGUGGAAUUCCUUUGGAGAACGUACGUUCCAUCAUCAAACAGACGCUCCAAGGGUUACAUUAUCUCCACACAAAGUGUCAGAUUAUCCACACAGACAUCAAGCCUGAAAACAUUCUUGUCUGUGUCUCUGACUCACAAAUCAGACGAAUGGCGGCAGAAGCACUGGAUGCCCAGAGGCGUGGUGUUCAGUUGUCCGGUUCAGCAGUGAGCACCGCACCCAAGGAGACAGAGGUUGAAACAGGGAAAAUGACGAAGAGCCGAAAACGCCGUCUUCGCCGCCAGCAACGCAAACAACAAGCACUACUUGAGCAGGAACUUGAAGAAUUGGAGGAACUGGAAACACAAGAACACGAACGUCGACUACUCGAUAUGGGUUUGCUUCCAGGAGGGGACAAGCAAGAUGAUUGUGUUGAUGGAAACGAUGGGAGCGACGGUGAACAGAGCCCAAAUGAACAACAGAACAGCACUUCGCAAUCCGAUGAACAAACUAAGACUGAUGACAAGUCAAGGAUGGCCUCACCUGGUUCCGUAAAAGCCAUCAGUAAAGUUGGAGCAGUUGUGGUUGGCACUGCGCGUGCAGUUGUCUCAGCUCUAGGCCUCGCCGCUUCUAUCCCACUCAAAGCAUGCAACACAUUCAGAGACUUGAAGCCCGACGCGGAUUGUGAAUCAAUACGCCCCGAAGCUAAGCAGCCUCGAACAGAGAAUACCGACUCGAUUAAGUUUCCAAGAGACUUUCAAUCUCCUGCGGCCCUACUCCCGUUUACUCUAUCAAGUCCCUUCCCGGUCGAUUCUACUAGUCACGCUAAAAUUCAUAGUUCACCACCGUCACAUGUUGCUAGCACAUCCCGGCGGGGAAGAAAACGCGCCGCCACCACUUCAAUGGGUUCGCCUUCGGCUGCAUCUGAACCCUCUCGGUUGUCAUCCUCGCAAUCUCUGCUACGCCGCUCUUUAUUAUCCACGGGGAUUGGUCCUUUGGCGGAAUGUCUAAGGCAGAAUCUACCAUGGCCCUUCCGCCGUCGCAGUUCUACCGGCGAGGCCUCAAUACCGAGCAGUAAACAAAACGAUGACGGUUCAGUGGACGAUGAAUGCAGUGGCACACCGGACCUAACUACUCAGAGGCCAAUAGAAACUGAUGAGGAUUCCACGGGAGUACAGCUUCGUCGACGUGUUAAACAGUUACCAGAUCAUUCUGGUGCAGCAGACAAUGUGGAUCACACUAACCUCGCCUCAGUUACCGAGCCACAGAAGGCUUCUUCGGCCACUGGAGAUCGUGGUUCCAUAAUCGUGCAGCCUGAAGGUCUAUUAGCCGCUACAGCAGCUGCAAUGACCACUGAUUUGCAGGCCCCCAACGCUAUAUCUCGUACCGAGAAUGGGAUAAAAAAGAAUACUCUCUCACAACCGGCUCCAUCACCUCCAUCACCUCGCGAUUCGAACGAAAACAAAGAACCGUUGGGUGGUUCAACGAAUAGCAGCCACCCGAAGCGCUCUAGCCUUGUACUACGGCCGAAUGGAGCAUCUGGAGCGAAUUCGCUGGAUAAACGGCGGUCACUUUUGUUUGAACCUGUCGUAACUGAGCCAGACCCCAGCAAAGAGGUUUGCAAAAUCGAUGUGAAGAUCGCUGAUUUGGGAAACGCCUGUUGGACUUACCGGCAUUUCACUGAGGAUAUUCAAACUCGCCAAUAUCGGGCACUUGAAGUGCUAAUUGGCGCUGGCUACGGACCUCCAGCGGACAUUUGGAGUACAGCGUGUAUGGCUUUCGAAUUGGCCACCGGGGAUUAUCUGUUCGAACCACAUUCGGGAGAGGAUUACACUCGUGAUGAAGACCAUUUGGCACAUAUUAUCGAGUUACUGGGCCCUAUUCCUCGGAAUCUCGCAUUGUCAGGCAAAUAUUCACGGGAAUACUUUGACAAACGGGCUUGUUUGCGACACAUUCGGAGAUUAAAGCCUUGGAGUCUGUUCAAUGUGCUCACGGAAAAAUACGACUGGCCUCCAAACGAAGCAAUGCAGUUCACUAGUUUCUUAGAACCGAUGCUUGCAUAUGAUCCAAAUGAACGGGCAACGGCAUGGGACUGUCUACAGCAUCCGUGGAUCACAGGCGAACCAUUUCCUUCGACUUUACCAGAUCAUGUAGCCGGUCGCUUGCCUUAUGGUGUUCCUUUUUCCGAUGGUCUACUUGGUGAUGUUCUUUCAAAUCCAAACCCCUAUUACUCUCAGAGAAGUGGAGGAUUAAUGGUUGUCCCUGGUUCAAUCGAAGCCGCUUCUGCGUCGAUGUACUGCAACAACCAUCCUCCCUACGUUGGGAUGCAUGAUGUCCCCCCUUCCGAUCGGUCCUUUAGCUAUAUUGCACCUGAACUUAUGCCUGGAACAGCUGCCUUUGGUCCCGAUGUGUCUAUCAACAAUCCCAGGCUUAUAACUGUCCCGGAAUCAGCCAACUCGAUAGGACCUCAUUUUCCGCCAUGGGUUGCGAAAUCCGGUCACCCUGAUGAUGGCGAUGUAUUAAUUGCCAAUGACAUCGAGGCUACACACAUGGGAAGCUAUGUACCUAAUAUACCGGAUUUAAGUCCUGUCCCCACCGACGAAGAUUACGAUGAGGACGAAGACGAUGAUUCCAAAGAUGAAGAUUAUGAAGACGAAGGUGACGAUGAUGUACUUGCAGGCGACGAUCUUUAUAACCGUCAUUAUUACGAACACCUCCAAAGCAAUCUGUCUGGCUAUCCGCUGGGAUAUCCUGAUGGUGGUGGCGCUGGUGCUGCUCCGUCGCACUCACGUAUGCCGGACGCGGUUGCUAUGGCAAUGGCAUGUGGACUGUCCCCAAGUCGAGCAGCAAUCAUGGCUUAUGCGGCAGAAGCCCUUGGUCCGGACACCGUGUGGGCGGGUUUAGCGGCGGCCAGAAAACGACACCAGGAACGCCUUCAAAGAGAGGAGCAAAUUCAACAACCUCCCAAACCUAUCAACCAGGACUCCCCGCCAUUGGGUGAGUCGCAUACUUCUACACCGUCCAUGAAUACUGCGGAAAGUUUCCCUGACAGUCAUCAGGGCUUGAGUCAAAUUGAUUCCGAAAUAUCUACGCAGAUGUCCCAAAUCCAACAGCCCAAUGGACAUGACGAUGACGAUAAUUCAGCCUACCUCUCCACUACUCCUGGACCGCACUCAAAUGCGGAAUCACCUAGCAACCCUGGUCCUGAUUCCCAAAGGUUCUCUCCUGACAAGGAUCGUGGUCGGUGCGAUUCUGACGUCGCACAGGAGGCCUCAAGUUCCCUUACAUCAGCCCCUUUCGCUGAACCAACAAAGACGGUGGCAGAGGCGUAGCCAUCUCUCCAGCGCUUUCAUCAUCUUUUCAGCUAUUCAUUCUUCUAUUGGUUGUGGAUGAAAUUUCCAGAUGCUGUGUGCACCCAUCGCUAUUUGGCCUCCCUCCAACAGACUUGUUACUUCGGCGGUCAGCUGCACUUGAUGAGACGCUCGUUUCCCAUGCUGUUUCCUUCUAUCUGGAGAACCCAUUAUCACAAAUCUGGAAUGUUGUCACGUUCCACUUUAAUUUGGCGUAUAUCUGGGCAAUCCUACCCGUGCUCCUUUCCUCAGCAGCUCUAGCCUCACGUUUUUUCCAGUUGUGCCAUGGUGCGAGCUCAACAUAUCGCUAGCCAGCCUAUCCCAUCUAGUCCACAGCAUAACCACCCAAUUGUGUGCCAGUUAGGCCUAAAGAGCUCCCUCAUAGUGAUGGUUCUUCGCACUUGGAACGUCUCCCGGUCAGAUAUAUCUUGAUUUACGAUCGGAGUAUCAUCUCAUUCAGGUCGUUAUCAAGUUAUCCCCCCUGGUUUUGACGUUGUUAAUUUUAUUCUUCGGUAUCCAGACAUGCCCCUAUCUCCAUUUUACCAACUCGCCGGUUUGGCCAAACUUUAUCCUAUUAGCACUAGGCGGAUUCAGUGACACCGUCUAGAACUAUGCACUAUACACACCACAGCAUGUUUUAUAUGAUCGACUCGAUCUAGGUUGUCUCCGUGUGAUAAGUGAUCUCAAACUGACAUCCUGUUGCUGCUCAGCUUCCCUGUUCUCCCAUCUUUUCACUGGUUAGCCUCCCGCAUAUCCUCGUGAUUCCUGUUCGAGGUUUCGUCGCGAAUUUGUGCUUCCGUUGCUCGAACCAAAUUUUGUAAAUAUCCGGACUAUUAACUUCUUGUCAUCCUCUCUCACCAGCACUAACACCGUUUACAAUUGUUGUUGCCAUCGUUAUAUGACCAAUGGAUGAUACCUAUAUUGCGCAUGCCAGUGGACUAGUAGUGUCCGGUUGAUGUUUUUGUGAUCAGUCUUUUUCCACACAGACACACGCCAUUCGGAUGUGGUUUAUUUUAACUUUGGUCAUGUCGAACUCAUCAUCUUGCCUGCACUCAUACAAACAUGAACACAGCUGAUGCCGGUAUGCUUUCUUUUUCCCGAACCCCUCUCCUGACCCUACUCACCAUAAGUAUGAGGGCAUUUGCGCCCAUUUCACCCGUCCGCUGUUUAUAUCCGAAACGCCAGCCCAGUUUGUACACACGAGAGUUGUUCCAUUAGGCCUAUUACCAUUUCUUCUCCACUUAAUUCUUUCUCUACUCAUGAUGCAUUUUGGUGUUUACACACGCCGAGGAACCUCAACUUUAGACCUGAGGGUUACCGUUUCCGACGUGAAUUUACCCAUCUUCCGCCUGCUGUCAUAUUCGGUUCUGUGCUUACUUCUCUAGCCUCUUUCUCUCUGUUCACUCGCCGUUCGCGCCAUUAUCAUUGGUUUUCACCAGUACACCACCCCCUCCUAAACGCCUUUGAACUGCCAGUGCAUGAUCUGUUUUCUUCGGUGAGAACGGGGAUUCUUGACACAUUAUUGUCAGUCUUCGUCCUCCAAACGGGCUGAUCGCGGUUAGUCGGCAACCAUGACUUGCCGUGUAUCCGCGCGCAGGAUUCAUCGACUUUUGUGACUGACAUUUGUUUCUCUCCCCCUGACUCGUUCUCUGUCCAUUAUUGCUCCUCUUGUCAGAUUUGUAAAUGAGUUUGCUUGUGCAUUUUAGUUGACCAAUUAUUCAAUGAUCCGUUCGAAUAGAUGACUUCUCUACGGCAUGAAGGUUGCAACGCG
Opisthorchis viverrini is the source of this 5625-nucleotide messenger RNA. RefSeq lists its product as hypothetical. The transcript is spliced from 14 exons. Lineage: Eukaryota; Metazoa; Platyhelminthes; Trematoda; Opisthorchiida; Opisthorchiidae. The coding region runs from base 24 to 3836 and encodes 1270 amino acids. The record is from RefSeq and is a predicted model, not a curated record. Gene Ontology annotation, molecular function: ATP binding; protein kinase activity. Gene Ontology annotation, biological process: spliceosomal complex assembly; protein phosphorylation; regulation of mRNA processing.